AUGGACUCUAAGUAUGUUGGUGGAAGUCAACUUAUGCACUUUUUGACGGAUGAAACCGGUCCUAGGUGCGGCGAUUUCACAUUCAACGAGCAUGAUUUGGUGCUCACAUGCUCUCGUGAGGUGAAUCUGAACGACCAACCAGCUCAAAUCACGGUUAGUCACCCAAAGAUCCCAGGUCUUUCAUGGGUUAUAUUUUUCUACCAAACCGGCCCCAAUCAGUACCAACCGCGAAUCGCCUACGAUUUUCCUAGCUACUUGCGCGGCGACUGUGAAGUCUGCAUUCAAUUUGCCGGCAUGCACUGGAUGGUGAAGCACAAGUUCGAGGGAAGCUCAUGGUUGACCACAUCUCUAGCGCCGAAAGUGAUGAAUGAACGUUGGGUUACUCUGGGGACGGUGAAGAAGGCUGACGUUCGCAUUAACAUCACUAAGAUUUGGUUUAAGUUUCCUAUAUUCACGGCGUGUUGUCACCCGAUCAAAACGAAGAGGACAGUUCGUCUGCCAGACUUCACUAUGCCAGAUCACUUUGCGGACGUACAGCUUUUGCCACAAGAUCCAAACAAUCGGAAACUCUUUGCACAUCGUCAAGUCUUAGCUAUGAAUUCUCCUUGGUUCUACGAGCGCUUCCGACAUGCUGCUAGCCUCAAUUGUGGUGACAUUGGACCGAUUGUCUCAAUUCCCUUUGAUUUUGACUGCGUCCACAAUUUCCUUCGUUUUAUUUAUCCCAACACUGAUUUUCAAAUUGGUCCUCUUAACGUGGAGGGCCUUAUGGACAUGGGAAAGGAGUAUCAGAUGCCCUACGUAAUUAGACAGUGUGAGAAGUUUCUCUACAAGUAUAUGGAGGGUGGAUCGGCAGUUCUGGCCUACUAUCUGGGCCGCAAGCACGAGCUUCCGGCACUUCAAGAUGCUGCUCUGCUCCACUUAGCCGAAUUGAACUCAUCACAAUUACGGUCGCGCAUCGCAAUUGAUAUGAAAGACAAGACUGCAGACACACAGGAGAUUCUCCUCAAUGACCUUUGCGUCCGCCUCUCAGGUUGA
Hydatigera taeniaeformis is the source of this 1035-nucleotide messenger RNA. Lineage: Eukaryota; Metazoa; Platyhelminthes; Cestoda; Cyclophyllidea; Taeniidae. The record is from the annotation of a GenBank genome assembly.